Molecule: messenger RNA, 993 nt
Organism: Histoplasma capsulatum G186AR
Lineage: Eukaryota; Fungi; Ascomycota; Eurotiomycetes; Onygenales; Ajellomycetaceae
Exons: 3
Coding region: 1-993 (330 amino acids)
Source: RefSeq, a predicted model, not a curated record
AUGGCUUCACCGGAGACGACUAUAAGGAUUGGCUAUGUGCCAGAGCACUACUUGACCCCCCUCCACCUUGCUCUCAAGUCGGCUAUUUCCUCUCUUCCAUUCAAAGUGACUAUCAAGCCGUUUCCGUCUGGGACGGGACAUAUGAUAACCUCCCUCCGCGAAAAUGAAAUUGACAUCGGUAUCGGGCUGACUGAGGGCUGGGUAGCCGGGCUGGUAGGCAAGACGCAAUUGGAAAGGGGUGACGUAGAUGGAGGUUAUAAAAUGGUAGGGCAAUGGGUGGAAACACCACUGAGAUGGGCAAUCGUGACAGGCAGAAAUCGAAACGAUGUUAACAGCGUGAACGACUUGAAAGGGUCCCGAGUGGGAGUGAGCCGAUUAGGGAGUGGCUCUCACAUCAUGUCAUUCGUUCUAUCGCAACAGCAGAGCUGGCCGUCGGUUUCCUCGCCACUUACCCCUGUUAUCCUAGGGCCUUUUCCUUCACUUCGGGAUGGAGUUACCGGCCACAGCCCCGCAUCCCAAGGUACCUCCCCUUCAGAACCGCCUGCUGAUUUCUUCAUGUGGGAAGAGUUCACUACGAAGCCAUUUUUCCACCCAUCGGAAUCAUCCCCGAGCCCACAACUGAAGAAGAUUGGAGAAAUAUUCACGCCCUGGCCUUCAUGGCACAUUGCUGCUUCAACCUCCACGUUUCCUUCUCCAGCACAGGAUGUGCGACUCUCCCAACUUUUCGAGGCAUUGGACAGUGGCAUUGCUGCCUUUGAGGCCGACAGAGAGCACGUGGUCAGGUUGUUGGGUACGGGGGACUUAGGUUGCAAAUAUAAUGACGCUGAUGCUAGGGAGUGGCUUAAGGAUGUACGAUUUGUGAAGGGUGGGACAAGAGGGGUUGAUAAUUCUGUGGUUGAUGGGGUUAUCAAUAUUCUCAAAGUCGCAGAUGUCGUCCCCAAGAAUAUUGGAAAUAAAGAUGCUAUUGAGAAAGUCGUGGGGAUUUUUAAAUAG